AUGGCCAAGGAAGUCACCAUUUCUCAGUGCAUCAAAAACUGGGAACAGAAAAAUGGCAAGACGGAAAAGAGGCGGCUGGGAGAAAGCAGAAGAGGGCGACGCAGAAAAAUCAGCGAAGAAGAAGAAGUGAGCUUCAUAUGCCACGUCCCCUUAAUCGAGAAAUUAGACAACAGCAUUAACUCACUGGAGAAGUGCAAGCGCUUGUCCUUGUCGACGAACCGAAUUGAGAAGCUGAUCCCGAUGUCCGGUCUGAAAAAUAUUGAGAUCCUCUCGCUCGGAAGAAACUGCAUUAAAAAAUUUCAGUUCCUUGAAGACAUCAGUGCAACGCUGAAGCAGCUGUGGAUCUCCUACAACUUCAUCGAUAAGCUGGACAAUCUGCAGUCGCUUAAGAAGCUUCAGGUGCUUUACUUGUUUCACAAUAAAAUAAAAAACAUCGAGGAGGUGGACAAACUGAACGCCUUACCAGAACUUGCCGAAUUGGGACUUAAGGGAAACCCCUUAUAUGAGGGAAAGACAAACGAGUAUAUGAAGCUGGUGAUUUUAAAAAAGCUGCCCCAGCUGAAGGUCGUGGACAACGAGACGGUAAAAGGAGUGUUGUUCGACGUGCAUGAUGAGGAAAAAAGAAGGGAGGGAGAACAACAUCCCUGUAUUGUGCCAUCAGUGCCACAGAGGAAACAGACGUGA
Plasmodium inui San Antonio 1 is the source of this 684-nucleotide messenger RNA. Its product is annotated as dynein light chain 1, axonemal. Gene Ontology annotation, cellular component: cytoplasm. NCBI's taxonomy places the organism in Eukaryota, Apicomplexa, Aconoidasida, Haemosporida, Plasmodiidae. The record is from RefSeq and is a predicted model, not a curated record. The transcript has 5 exons. Gene Ontology annotation, molecular function: protein kinase binding. Bases 1 to 684 code for a protein of 227 amino acids.